AUGCUGCCAGUCAAGCUUAUUGUAUUAUUAACGCUGCUCAGCUGCGGCGUGGCAACUAAAACGCAAUUAAAACCCGCCGUAGAACGCGUGUUUGGGCGUCGCAAACGUGCCAUUAUAUUUCCGCCGGGCUCGUUUGUUAAGUUUACUUUAAACUUUGGCAAAGGCUUGUUGUCGCGUUAUCCGCGCGGCAUUAGCUUCAAUUUGGAGGAGGCUGUCUACUAUCCCAUACCAGGCACGCGCGAUGAUUUAUAUCCCAAGCGUUUUCGGCCCAAGAGCACAGCCAAGCCAGCAAGAACGCCAGCUACAACUUUUGUGUAUAUACCAGGCACAGAUUGGCGCUUCAAGGCGCAAGUUGUUUCAAAGCCCAAGCCAAGGCCGCUCAAGACGCAGCGCAUUGAUGAGCUGAGCCAUGCCAAUCCGUACAAGUGGCAAAAGUGGUCGCAAUAUGGCGCACAAUGGGCAACAACAAGCAGAGCGUACUACAAAAAGAAGUGGACUACACCUGCGCCCAAAUGGACAGCAGCUUGGACACAAAGCUACGCCAAGUACAAGCCAACUGGGAAUUGGCGUCACUAUGCUGCGCAUCGCGAUCGUCGUGAUCUCUUUGCACACUUUGCUGGUCUGAGCGAACUCUUUGGCAUCGAUGUCAAGUCCUGCAUACUGCGCACCAUUUGCGAUGCAAAGCGUUUGCUUUUGCCCACUGGCUACUCCAUGCUGCAGGAUAUGCUGCGCCUCGUCUUUACCUUGCCGCGUCUGGAUGGCCUGGAGGAUGAGUACACGCGCAUGAUGAGUCAAGAUGCCGACACCUGUGCGCUGCAUUUGAACAGCAAAUGUAAUAUGAACCUGUUAAUUUGGCUAUUAAGCGGUAGACUAGACCAUAAAUGA
Messenger RNA from Drosophila busckii, 885 nucleotides. RefSeq lists its product as uncharacterized. The record is from RefSeq and is a predicted model, not a curated record. Lineage: Eukaryota; Metazoa; Arthropoda; Insecta; Diptera; Drosophilidae. The transcript has 3 exons. Bases 1 to 885 code for a protein of 294 amino acids.